AUGCAGGCUGAACUGAAGAAAGAGAUCGAAGCCAAAACGCGGGCAGUUAACAUGGCUCUGGACAAAUGGAAGGAAGACGGGGGAAGUCGGGAGGAUGUGACCAAAUCCUUGGUUGAGCUGAUUAAUGUUGUUUGGCCGGUCUUACAGACAUCAGCACCUGGAAGGCUUGAUCGAACGAACAUUCGCCAGAUUAUUCAAUAUGUCGCUAGCCUGCUUCGCCCUCAUGAGGACGGUUUGUCGCCAUCUCACUCGAUCGCCUCAACCAGUUACCAUUAUGCCUUGAUGCCGUCGCCCAAGCGUCUAUCGUCCAGGGGAGAAGAUGGCGCGAAGGAUACUACCGCGGGUGCCGAGAGCGCUCUGAAUCAGUUGGAUAGUCUUCAGACGGGCCCCGCGGAAAUAGAUGGUCUCGACAUGUCUAUAUCACCUAGCCACCUUGCGGCUAUCUUUCCUGAAGACUUUUUGGGGGGCAUGCCAAACAAUGAUUUGGACCUGGUACCCCAAGGGCCGGUGCCUGAAGGGUCUCAACUUCAGGAUUUCGGGACAUUGAUGGAGAUGGUCGACAAUAUGGGAGAUACGGUCUUGAACUCAUUCACACCCGGGGAUGAUCAUUUGUUCGUACCACAGUUAACUCCUCAGUCGGGCCCGAAUAUGAACUUGGACUUACGUCCGCCCACCUCACCCGGUUCAUGGGAGGAAUGGUUGGCGGGGUCCAAUACUGUGGCCCACCCUGAGAUGCCUAUAGGCUUGGAGACCCCCGUUGCUAGCAUGAACAAUACCCAUUCCGAAAACUUGAAUGGGCCGACAUCUGCCACACCUGAUUUGCAUGAUGUUCCCGAGAUUAUGGGGCUCUCUACAGAUCUGUCCACUUCUGCUACUCCAAGCUCAAUCAGGCUUGCGGCAAACCUGAAUGAUAUUGCCUUUGACCUAGAGAAUGAGGGUGAUCGGUCUCAGAUACUGGAUCACAUCUCCAAGUCGGAUAUAUUUCCAACUACUUGGUCUACCUUUGACGGUGGAUUCGUCCAAACUCUUCUCCGGGAGUUGGUAUGCGCUGACAAGCCGGUCGGGGCAGCAACAGUGGACUACUUCGCAUGCAAGCUGGCAGCGGUACAGACCGCUCCUGAAACAUGGACUGGGAGAUGGAUCGAGCUUAAAGAGUUGCGACAAUGUCCACAGCGCAUAUUGUUGAUGGUUGACGAUCCUGGCUACUCACUUUUGGAGAUCCAGUGCCAGGCAGAAAUAUUGAUUCAUUAUAUAGGUGGAAAUACCACACCUCCGGAAGAUCACGAUCACUGCGGAAUUUGCCCUAGAAUCAAGGAGCAAGUCACUCAGCUACUGCAUCUGGAAAGGAGGAGAACACCGCAAUGGAAUAUUCAGCACCAAGCAAUACCCACGGAAUGCGCCGACGGGUCUUGGCUGCUCUGGGUCACCCGCCGGAGAACGAAGUGGAUGGAUGCCCAGGAACCUGUGCCUGCCGAUUACCGGUUGAGACUCGCCCGCGAGGUCCUGCAUGAUUUUAAGGCAGCUCAGAGCAGUUAUGGUCUGCUUCGACUGGGUUUGCCAGGAAAUUUACCAACCCCUGAUGGCACACCCGUCUCCCUUGAGGCAUUCUGGAAAGGAUUUGGUGAGCAUCAUGGCUUCCGCACCACGCUGUGGGACAAGAUUGGUGAAAUUGCAGCGCGCAAGGACAAUAACCAGAUGCCCAUUGGCAUGGACCGUGCCAGUGAGUUGAUGCAACUUGCUAUGAACAUCGGCUCGCCCGAUGUCCUGAUUUCACUCCAAGAGUGCUUACGGCAUAUAAGGGAGCAGCUUGCAUCGACAAGUCCCAACUUUUCCGAGACACCUUGGGGCACAUUUGAUGCCUACUGUUUGCAUCAAAAGAGUCAGGCACUUUCUACCAUUGGCCUCCGUCUGGGUAGCUGGAAGCUACAAAGGUUGAGGAGAGACCACUCUGGAAGUCAUGAAAUGCUCGCGGAUCUGAUCCUUAGUGAGAAACCGCAUCAUAAGACUGUCACACGUGAGAGAAUCAUGACUAUUCUGAAAGAUAAGAAAGCCAUUUACUGGUGUCAUCUUGUUGAGCAUGUUGGAAACAACGACCCAAAUAUCUUAUGUCUUCUUCCGCGUGUCGUCAAUAUCGGACCACCUCGCUGGCAUCGAAAGUUGAAUGCUACUUCUUACCGAGAUCUUUCAUUACGAGAGUGUAAGAUCUUAGGAGAGCUCUACACUGAUCUUAGGUCCAAAAUACUUCACACUGCAUGUGACGAACUUUCCACUGAUCUGCUAUAUAUGAAAGACCCGGGGGCCUACUAUCGCAUUGAGAAACUGUCUCCUGAGCAGAUCACACAAGAGCCACUUACGUCGGACUUUUUUAUUGGCAUCUUGCAAAAGGUCUCGGGUUGA
Molecule: messenger RNA, 2397 nt
Organism: Aspergillus welwitschiae
Lineage: Eukaryota; Fungi; Ascomycota; Eurotiomycetes; Eurotiales; Aspergillaceae
Exons: 3
Coding region: 1-2397 (798 amino acids)
Source: RefSeq, a predicted model, not a curated record